Rhagoletis zephyria (snowberry fruit fly) is the source of this 3114-nucleotide messenger RNA. Its product is annotated as thiamine transporter 1. Gene Ontology annotation, biological process: transmembrane transport; vitamin transport. NCBI's taxonomy places the organism in Eukaryota, Metazoa, Arthropoda, Insecta, Diptera, Tephritidae. Gene Ontology annotation, cellular component: plasma membrane. Gene Ontology annotation, molecular function: vitamin transmembrane transporter activity. The record is from RefSeq and is a predicted model, not a curated record.
AUCAAAUCCUGAAGUAGGGCGUUGUUGAAAAUUUGUUUGAGUUAGGGCGUUUUCGAACUGGCUGCCGCAAUAGGGCGAUCUUCCACUCGGGGAACAGCUGUUCUCGCCUUUAAUAAACCUUAUAUAAACGUGGCGUACGGGAGCGACUUUGGAUUAAAUCCUGCAAGGCCUUCAAAUUUUAGAUGUUCUGGAACGCACUAAAUAUGUAUGUAUGUACAUUUGUACAUAUGUAUGUAUGUACAUAGUUACGCAUAUUCAGGACUGCUAUUGUGGCACUCCUCAGAUAGGUUUAUAGUACGGAAAUCUGCUUACAUUCAUACAUAUGUACAUAAAUCGUUGCAUUUGUCCAUACUAUGUAAUUAAAUAUCGAAUAUUUUUUUUUGAUUUCACAAUUGAAAAAUGCAUUUAUAAGCAGAAGUUUUGUUGUCUAGUGUAAAUCAUGCGAGUGCAUCACUUGGGAAAAUACGUAUAUACAUACGUAUAGACAUACAUACAUACAUACAUACAUAUAUAUGUAGGUUCUAAUCAGUCUUGAUGUCACACCUCUCAAGCGUUAAUUUUUUCAGUUAGCUAUUUUUUAUAGAAACAAAAAACACAAUGCACCACUAAAUAAAACUGCCGGUUUGUUGAACGAGUAUGUGUCCAUAUAGUAAAUACAUAUGUACAUAACUAUGUGUACAUUUCGUAGUUUUCAGUUCUCGUGCAAAGAUAGAAAAAGUGACGUAACAAUAACAUUUUUCUCUAUGACUCAAAUCAGCUGCAUCUCUUGCCCAUACUCCAUGUAUGUGUGCAUGUAUUCUAUACAUCGAGUUUUCUCAUGUGCUUGCCUUUUAUCAAACCGCCACGUAUCAGCUGGGUGAUGUGAGAACGCAAUCACAUUUUAAUCUUUACAAACGUUUUUAUUUUCGUGAGAAUGAUAACGCAAAACUUAAAUUGAUAAUAAAAGAUUGCGAACAUAUUCGGCUAGCGGCAAGGUCUCCGUGUAUUAACACAAUUCUCAUUUUUUUUAGAGGAGCGCGCCCAUCAGUCGAGCGGCGAGCAUUUGCGAUAAAGGGGAGACGCAAGGGCUGCUGUCUGAUCGUAAACCAGUCACAGUUGAGAUGCAAGCGUGGUUACGUAUUUCAUUGCUGCUAUGGAUUUUCGGAUUUUUUCGUGAAUUUCGCCCUUCAGAACCGUUUGUUACGGAAUACCUGAGUGGACCGUGGCAUAACAUCACGGCGGAGCAGGUUAAUAAAGAAAUCUAUCCGUUUGGUACUUACGCUGUGCUGGCACAACUUGCCAUUGUUUUCCUAAUUACCGAUAUACUUCGCUACAAACCAAUUAUUAUUGUUUCCGCAUGUUCCGGUAUUAUACUCUUUGGCAUACUACUGUGGACAUACAAAGUAUGGGAACUACAGGUGGGCCAGGUAUUAUACGGUACCUUUAUGGCUACAGAAGUGGCGUAUUACACAUAUAUUUAUGCUAAAGUGGAUAAGGAGCGCUAUCAGAUUGUAACCGGUCAUACACGAUCAGCGAUUUUAUGUGGAAAAUUUUUAGGCGGUGUUGUAGCUCAAGUUUUGGUUUCUACCGAAGUCAUGGACUACAGAGGUCUUAAUUAUAUUUCCUUUGGCUCACAAAUAGUAUCACUUUUUAUAGCAGUGCUUUUACCGCCGGUGGGCAAAAGUUUGUAUUUUUAUGUAGAUGAAGUUUCGUAUCCAACUACAGAACAGAAGAAUGACAACUCCCGUAGCUCACAACUUGAAGCUUUUCCACAAAACGGCUCCGCCGCUGCCAUCCCAACGGCUGCAAGUGACAUCAGUUUGACUACAUCACCUCGAUUUUCCUGGUACAAUGCCUUUCAGCUACUUACGAAACAAAUUGUUAGUGCUUAUACCAAUCGCACAGUAAUCCGUUGGAGUUUUUGGUGGGCUUUGGCAACAUGUGGUCAGGUUCAGGUGAUCUCUUAUGUGCAAUUUCUCUGGAAGGAUAUAGAUCCGCGCAAUGAGAGUUUCUACAACGGUGCUAUAGAGGCGAUUGUAACGCUCUUGGGUGCUGGUAGUGCCAUGGUGGCUGGUAUAGCUAACACUAGUCAUCAUAAAAAAUGGCACAUGUGGAUAUUGACUGUUUGUUCGCUUCUUAUGGGUGUUUUCACUAUCUAUUCAUCACAGACGCAUUUAGUUUGGAUGGCCUACAUAAUGUACAUUCUUUUUGGAAUCUGCUACUUUUUCGUCAUUACAACAGCGAGCGCUAUUGUUGCAGAGAAUUUAUCUGAAGACAGUUUUGGCUUAAUUUUCGGCAUUAAUACUCUGGCGGCACUUGUAUUGCAGUCGAUUCUAACACUUGUGGUAGUUACUGAUACCGGCUAUGGGUUAAAACCUCGUGAACAAUUCUUUGUUUAUGGUUGCUAUUUUAUUGUUCUCGCAAUCAUGUACUUUGUGGCCGUACUUAUGCGACUUUUAUUUAGAAAACUGAGGUGCUGCGGGAAUGGUGUCGUAAAUAUUACGAGUUACAAUUAAGAUUAAUUUAAAGUUAAGUAUCUCAAAACUCUUAAAAUGUGAUUGCACAAGGAAAUGUGUACUUAUACAAUAAAACUCACUUCGAAUGUGACAUUAUUAGCAUAGAAAAAAAAGUAUGUUAUUAGUCGCAGUGAUUAAGCGGAUGCAAAUAAAUGUCUGAAUUUUAUUACCACGAUUAGAUUUUAGAUAUGUAUUUAUGAAUAUUGCUUGGGCAAUAAUUUUAAUCUUAAGUUAUCAGUUACAGAUAAUAAAAUUGUUAUUUUCUCGCAAAAUAUCUACUUUUAAAAUUCGAAAUUUAUUAAUUUUCCACUGCCGAAUAUGGGCUCAGUGAUAUGAUGACAUAGUACUUUAUUGUGAAUUGGAUCUCGUUUUUUUUUUUAAUUAAUCACAUCCCAGUGAAACACACACAACGUUGGAGAAAUAGUUUGGUUUUACAUUAGCAUUCUAAUGUAGUUCUCGAAUUGAAAAUCAGGUUAGAGAACUAUGCUAGAAUUCGAUUAGAAAAAACAUUAGACAUUAGAAACCAAUUAGAAUUGUACGUUAGAAAGCGAUUAGAUAUCUUAUUUCUUUCUCGCUAUUGAGAACUAAGUCCCCUUGUAGAUAAUGCUAUAAUUCUCGA